AUGGCCGUUAAUAACUUAAACCCUCUUAAAUUGAUCGAGGAGGUUAAAAAGCGACCGGGACUGUACGACUCGGAGCGUCCGGCAGAUCGUUUGGAGAGGUUGCAACUGUGGAAGGAGAUCGGCGACGCGAUGCUUCCAAACUGGAGCACGUUAAACAAGGCUACGAUGUAUCACACAGUCCUGCAGAUACAAAGGAAAUGGCGGUCGCUGCGUGACGCAUAUAACCGAGAGCUACGAGCAAGAAGAUCCGGUGUCAGAAUACACAGGCGUGUCUACAUAUAUUUCAAGAGAAUGAGCUUCUUAGGGGGAUUCGAGGGGACGCUCAGUGAAGAUGAUGAUGCCAUGAACGACACCACAAUAGUGGACACCGAUUUGCACGUCAAAGAACAUUCAAAGUCCGGCCCCGCAAAACAACCGAAGCGAAGGAAACGCAUCAAAAAGUCCAGCUCGGACAGUGAACCGCCCCAGGAUGAAAUCGAGAUGCCGGUGUUCAACAACGUGGAAAUACCGGGGGACAUGGAGACCGAUACGGACAAGCUGUUCCUGCUUUCGUUUCUGCCAGAGAUGAGACAGCUUCCGUUGAACAUCAAGAUGUGGACGCGGGCACAGAUAGCGAAUAUAAUGCAAGAGGCUGUAGCCUGCCAUUUCAGUAACGAACAGCCCGGCAGCUCCAACGCGGACACCCGAAUUACAGACGUGAAGCAUCAGCGACGGGACAGCACCGAUUGA
Molecule: messenger RNA, 729 nt
Organism: Parnassius apollo (apollo)
Lineage: Eukaryota; Metazoa; Arthropoda; Insecta; Lepidoptera; Papilionidae
Source: the annotation of a GenBank genome assembly